GCACAAUUACAAAACCCACCAAAAACCCAAAGAGGAUUGGCUCCAAAGAGAAACCAAACCCUUUUGCACUUCUUCAUCUUCUUGUUCUCACCCCUACUGUCGCCGCCGUUAAGGAUUAAUUUUUUUUUCAGAGGCGGCGAUGGCGGAUCUUCUACCACCUCUUGCGGCGGCACAAAUCGAUGCGAAGACUAAAGUAGAUGAGAAAGUUGAUUACUCGAAUCUCCCUUGCCCUGUUUCUUAUGACGAACUCAACCGUGAAGCUAUCAUGUCUUUAAAGGCAGACACUUUUGAGGGUUUUCGCUUCGACUUUGCCAAGGGAUUGAAUCAAAAGUUUUCCCUUUGCCACAGUGUAAUGAUGGGACCAACGGAAGUUCCUUCUCAGUCACCUGACACGACGAUCAAAAUUCCAACAGCCCAUUACGAGUUUGGUGCUAAUUACUAUGAUCCAAAGUUGAUGCUUGUUGGAAGGGUGAUGACUGAUGGUAGAGUAAACGCAAGAGUGAAAGCUGAUUUAACUGAUAGGUUGAUCUUAAAGGCGACUGGUCAGCUGACAAAUGAGCCUCAUAUGUCGCAUGCAAUGUUCAACUUUGAUUACAUGGGAUCAGACUACAGGGCCCAACUUCAACUUGGGAACGGUGCUCUAGUUGGAGCAACCUAUAUUCAGAGUGUGACACCCCGUCUAUCAUUGGGUGGGGAAGUUUUUUGGGCUGGUGUGCCUCGGAAGUCUGGUAUGGGUUACGCAGCAAGAUACGAAACUGAUAAAAUGGUUGCUACUGCGCAAGUUGCUAGCACUGGUACUAUAGGUAUGAACUAUGUUCAGAAGAUUUCCGAGAAGGUUUCUCUAGCUACUGAUUUCGCGUACAACUACUUGUCAAGAGAUGUUGUGGCUAGUGUUGGGUAUGACUACAUUCUUAGACAGUCACGUGUGCGGGGAAAGAUUGAUUCAAACGGUGUUGCAUCCGCUCUCUUGGAAGAGAGAUUGAGUAUGGGACUCAACUUUAUUCUAUCUGCAGAGCUUGACCAUAAGAAGAAGGACUACAAGUUUGGAUUCGGUUUAACAGUCGGCUAAUAAGCCUGGCUCUACCACACGCAGCGCUUUCAUCAGUGCGGGGGGUUCAGUUAAAACUUAUUGUAUUUCCCAUCAAGAUUUCAUUUAGGCUUUUUGGUCGGCAACGUUGGGAAAUUAAAACAAAAACAAAAACAAAGGAAGGAAGUGUUGUGUUGUUAUUUACGGUUUAGGUUUUGUCUCCAUUAAGAAGACCCAUUAUAUGAGUUUUUGGUGUUACUUUCUUUCUUUAGAUCUUGUAACGUUGCCUGGAGGUUUGUAUCAUUUCCUCUCCGUACAAACUAAAAAAUAAUAAUAUUUUUUCCUUGUUUAUUUAAAUGAAGAAAAAGUUUGCGUUA
Molecule: messenger RNA, 1404 nt
Organism: Brassica napus (rape)
Lineage: Eukaryota; Viridiplantae; Streptophyta; Magnoliopsida; Brassicales; Brassicaceae
Product: mitochondrial import receptor subunit TOM40-1
Exons: 11
Coding region: 140-1069 (309 amino acids)
Biological process (GO): protein import into mitochondrial matrix
Cellular component (GO): mitochondrial outer membrane; mitochondrial outer membrane translocase complex
Molecular function (GO): transmembrane protein transporter activity
Source: RefSeq, a predicted model, not a curated record